Messenger RNA from Puccinia graminis f. sp. tritici CRL 75-36-700-3, 654 nucleotides. RefSeq lists its product as uncharacterized. Bases 1 to 654 code for a protein of 217 amino acids. The transcript is spliced from 4 exons. The record is from RefSeq and is a predicted model, not a curated record. NCBI's taxonomy places the organism in Eukaryota, Fungi, Basidiomycota, Pucciniomycetes, Pucciniales, Pucciniaceae.
AUGGUUUCCUUGCCCAACUUGAUUGCCCUUCUCUCUGUCUUCGUUGCCGUUUCUCGUGCCGCAGACAUAACUGCAGCCAAAAACCAAGACGUGAACGCCAAAUGGUUCGGAUUCGACGGCAUGUUGGGCUGGAACACCUGGAGCGGCUUCGACCUGGACUUCAUGGGUACUCCAUGGCUCAACAGCUGGGCCGGACUGCUCCCCAGCUGCGCCGGAGGACUCGUCUUUCCAUCCACCUGGGGCAUGAACGGAUUCUUUGCGAAGGCCUCCGAAGAGGCUCGAAGCGUCAGCCGACGGGCCAUCAACCUCGAUGCCGAACAGCUCUUCCGUCGAGACCAGCUCCAGUCUGACACCGCCAGCUGUCUCAACGACAAGGGAGUCUAUGAGCUUUACUCCAAAUCCGACUGCAAAAAGGCCGCCAAGAUGUUGCAUGAGAAGGAUGUCCACACUGCCUCCAGUGGAAAUUGCCAAUUAUCUCUUUACAACGCCAACGAAAAGGUUUUUGCUAAACAACUGCCGGAUCAGAUGCUCGUCAAAGCCGCCGACCGGAUCUUGAGCACGUGUGGCCAAAAAGCCAGCCAACCUAAGGGCUCUCAACAACCCCGCGUCGAGGACAACCAGGUGGCCAUGCUCCUCUCCAGACCGUCCAAGUGA